This is a messenger RNA of Neltuma alba, 2241 nucleotides long. Its product is annotated as protein NRT1/ PTR FAMILY 5.8. Gene Ontology annotation, biological process: transmembrane transport. NCBI's taxonomy places the organism in Eukaryota, Viridiplantae, Streptophyta, Magnoliopsida, Fabales, Fabaceae. Gene Ontology annotation, cellular component: membrane. Gene Ontology annotation, molecular function: transmembrane transporter activity. The transcript is spliced from 4 exons. Bases 302 to 1912 code for a protein of 536 amino acids. The record is from RefSeq and is a predicted model, not a curated record.
ACGAAGGAUCCGACAAAUUAAACAGUAACAAUUUUUUUUUUUUGGUUGCCAAAUUAAAGAGCUAAAGCCAAAUCCUCUUCUAUAUAAUUAACCAGCGAAAGGAAACCGAGAGUAUCUCCCGGCUAUACAGACCGAAAAGGCCCAAACUAGGUACACUAUUCACCUCUACAUGAAGAAACAGAAUCUGUUUUGGAUCCAAUUCUUAUUUCCCUCUUCUUUGUGGUCCUUUCAAUAAGCUUCAGAGUGCAGAAAAACUUCACUUUCUGGUUGCAUUACUGGGUACGUAUAUUUUCCAUCUCACAUGGCGGGUGGGCAGAGAUCCCAGAGGUUCAACAAGUCGUGCAUACUCCUCAUAGUUAUUGCUGGGAUCGAGAGGUUUGCGUUCAAGGGGGUGGCAUCAAAUUUAGUGACAUAUCUGACAGAUGUGGUGAAGAUGAGCAACUCAUCAGCAGCGAAGAUGGUGAACAGUUGGUGUGGAUUCACCUCCAUAAUGCCACUUCUUGUAGCUCCCAUUUCUGACGCUUACUGCCACAAAUACUCCACCAUCAUGCUCUCCUCUUUCCUUUAUGUUACCGGACUUGCAGCAUUGACAAUAACAGCAUUAGGAAGGACAAGGGCUAACCGACACAGGACAAUAAUGCCAUCUUCGUUUCUCACUUUGUCUCUCUACUUAAUUUCAUUGGGACAAGGUGGAUAUAACCCCUCUCUGCAAGCAUUCGGAGCAGACCAGCUGGAUGAGGAGGAAGAGCUACCAUGUAGCAAGGACGAUGAAAAUUCCAACAAGAAGACACUGUUCUUCCAAUGGUGGUACUUUGGCGUAUGUGGCGGAAGCCUAUUGGGCGUCACCAUCAUGUCCUACAUCCAAGACACGUUUGGCUGGGUUCUAGGUUUCGCCAUCCCUGCCAUCUCAAUGGGUCUCUCUAUUCUGAUUUUUUCAGGUGGAAGCCCUAUCUAUUUGUUCAAACAAGACAAACAUUCCAAAGCUAGGAAACCCUUCAUCAACGUGGUUCAUACUGUCAAAGCUUCUGUUCUCAAAUGCUUCCGUUGUGGAACCACCCUACCUAUUGACAAGUCUGAAGUGUCUGAGCUCGAGAUGCAGGAGAAGUCUCUGUGUCAAGAAAACAUGGACAACCUCAUAAACAUGAACGACAACAUUCCCAAAAGGAGGAUGGUUUCAAAUGUGAAGGUUGUGCUUCGGCUUUUGCCUAUAUGGACUAUGCUUCUGAUGUUCGCAGUUAUAUUCCAACAGCCUGCCACGUUCUUCACAAAACAAGGAAUGACGAUGAAAAGAAAUAUCGGAGGAAAGUUCAAGAUCCCACCAGCCACACUUCAAAGUGCCAUCACGCUCUCCAUAAUCCUACUAAUGCCAUUAUACAACAAAGUCUUCAUCCCACUGGCCCAGAUCAUCACUCGCCAGGACAAAGGCAUAAGCGUAAUGCAAAGGAUGGGAAUAGGAAUGGUGCUUUCGAUCAUAGCCAUGAUUAUUGCAGCUCUGGUCGAAAGGAAGAGGCUUGAAAUUGGGAAAGAAAUGAGAACUGAAACGGUGCCGUUGAGCAUAUUCUGGCUGCUUCCACAGUACAUUCUUCUGGGGAUUUCAGACAUUUUCACUGUGGUGGGAAUGCAGGAGUUCUUUUAUAGUGAAGUUCCAAUGGCCAUGAGAACGAUGGGGAUUGCACUGUACACAAGUGUUUUUGGGGUUGGAAGCUUCGUCAGUGCACUGUUGAUCACGCUUGUGGAAGUAUUUGCGAAGUCAAGAGGAAAACCUAGUUGGUUCUCUGAUGAUAUGAAUGAGGCACGCUUGGACAAUUAUUAUUGGCUUCUUGCCUUGCUGAGUGGGGCCAGCUUGAUAGUUUACGUGCUGUUGUGUAUAUCUUACCAACACAACAAGAGUGAGUCACAGAAUGAACAGUGAGUCUGAUCUCUUCUCUGAUGUUUUAUUUUUGGCUCCUCAUAAUUUGGCAACCUACGUAGUUGACUUGAUUUCUAAUGAUAGUGAUGUACAUAUAUAUAUGUGUGUGUGUAUGCUUUCUGUCUACUUCUGUCCCUAACUCCUAAUUUUCUAUUUUCUCUGCUAUUAUGGAAUGUGGAAUAAGUUCCAAAAACAAAAUCCAAGCGGAAAAAUCCAGAAACAUGGAGAGACUUUUUAGAGCUAUUUUUCUCCCUCCCUUCAUAAGUGGGUUUUUACAUCUCACCUCUUGUGUAAUUAUUCUCAAUAAUUUAUUACUAUUGAUCCUAUAAUUU